Messenger RNA from Ricinus communis (castor bean), 2814 nucleotides. Its product is annotated as neutral ceramidase 1. The record is from RefSeq and is a predicted model, not a curated record. The transcript is spliced from 10 exons. Gene Ontology annotation, cellular component: extracellular region. Gene Ontology annotation, biological process: ceramide catabolic process; long-chain fatty acid biosynthetic process; sphingosine biosynthetic process. Gene Ontology annotation, molecular function: N-acylsphingosine amidohydrolase activity. The coding region runs from base 362 to 2680 and encodes 772 amino acids. Lineage: Eukaryota; Viridiplantae; Streptophyta; Magnoliopsida; Malpighiales; Euphorbiaceae.
AUUCUAAUUACAAAACUAAUUUUUUUUAAUAAAAAAAAUUAAGAUCCGAUAGCGCAGAAUUUACAUGCAUCUGCCGAUUAAUUUAUUAGAAACUAAAACUACCCUUCAUUGAAAGCUCCAAGCCAUCACUGUCUUCCCUUCUUAGCAAACAAACCAAACCAAAUUCACAUUCUUCAUUUUGACUCAUUUAAGAAUCGUAGUUGGGCUCUUUCCUAGAUACCCACAUCUUCAUGUCUCUCUCCUUUUCAGUUUACCAAAGUUCCUAUCUCUGAAUUCAUAGCAUUGCAGCUGUUUCUUGUAUAAAAGGGAAAUGAGAAGAAGUGAUUGAGCAUUUUCUUGUUUCUUGUUUUUGGAGUCAAAGAUGGAGGCUUUUUCACCUUUUAUUCUUCAUUUCUGGUGUUGGGUUUGUUUAGUGGUUUUUCUGUUGAAGAGUGGAAUAGUAAAAUCAGAUUCCAAGUAUCUGAUUGGGCUCGGAAGUUAUGAUAUUACAGGACCUGCAGCUGAUGUUAAUAUGAUGGGAUAUGCUAAUACUGAUCAGAUUGCUUCAGGAGUUCACUUUAGGUUGCGAGCUCGGACAUUUAUUGUGGCUGAGCCGCAGGGGAACCGAGUAGUAUUUGUGAAUCUUGAUGCUUGUAUGGCUUCACAAAUCGUGACAAUUAAAGUAUUGGAGAGGUUGAAGGCAAGGUAUGGGGAUUUAUAUACUGAAAAGAAUGUUGCUAUCAGUGGUAUUCACACCCAUGCUGGUCCCGGGGGCUAUCUCCAAUAUGUUGUAUAUAUUGUAACAUCUCUUGGAUUUGUGCGCCAGUCUUUUGAUGCUCUUGUAGAUGGCAUUGAGAAGAGCAUAGUACAAGCUCAUAAAAAUCUCCGUCCAGGUUCUAUCUUUGUGAAUAAGGGAGAGCUAUUAGAUGCUGGAGUAAAUCGCAGUCCUAGUGCGUAUCUUAAUAAUCCUGCAGAAGAGCGUAACAAAUACAAAUAUGAUGUCGACAAAGAAAUGACCCUUUUAAAGUUUGUCGAUGAUGAGUGGGGUCCAAUUGGUAGUUUCAAUUGGUUUGCCACUCAUGGAACUUCAAUGAGCCGUACAAACUCUUUAAUAAGUGGGGAUAACAAGGGUGCUGCUGCGCGAUUUAUGGAGGACUGGUUCGAAAAUAAGGGUGCUGGUAUCUCAUAUUUUGAUGAAAGUGUAGCUGAUGAAACCCCUCGGCGAGUCUCAAGUAUAAUUCCAAACAUGCAUGAUAAUCACCAUGAGCUUCUAGAGCUUGCUGCAUCCUUCCAAGCUCCUCCUGGUAGACCAGCUACCAAGAUUCUCAAUGUUGCAAGACGUGUCAGGAGUUCUCUUAGGCAAGCUGACAAACCUGGAUUUGUAUCUGCAUUUUGUCAAAGCAACUGUGGUGAUGUUAGCCCCAAUGUGCUCGGAGCCUUCUGCAUAGACACUGGGCUACCUUGUGAUUUUAAUCACAGUACCUGCGGUGGAAAGAAUGAGUUGUGCUACGGCCGAGGGCCAGGGUACCCUGAUGAGUUUGAAAGUACGCGCAUUAUUGGGGAGAGGCAAUUUAGAAAAGCUGUGGAACUUUUUAACAAGGCAUCUGAGGAAUUAAAUGGGAAGGUUGACUAUCGCCACUCUUACAUAGACUUCUCCCAGCUCGAGGUAACACUUCCUAAAGAAGGGGGAGGUUCUGAGACAGUAAAAACAUGUCCUGCUGCAAUGGGAUUUGCAUUUGCUGCGGGAACAACGGAUGGACCUGGAGCUUUUGAUUUUAAGCAAGGAGAUGAUAAAGGAAAUACCUUCUGGAGGCUGGUUCGCAACUUCUUGAAAACACCAAAUAAGGAACAAAUUGAUUGUCAGCAUCCAAAGCCCAUCCUUCUUGACACUGGUGAAAUGAAGCAACCAUAUGACUGGGCACCUUCAGUGCUUCCAGUCCAGAUUGUCCGAGUGGGGCAGUUAGUCAUUCUUAGUGUACCAGGAGAAUUUACAACAAUGUCGGGGAGGCAUCUUCGAGAUGCUGUGAAAACAGUACUCACAAGUGGGAAUAGAGAAUUUAAUAACAAUGUUCAUGUUGUUAUAGCAGGAUUGACUAAUACUUAUUCACAAUAUGUGACCACCUUUGAAGAGUAUGAAGUGCAGAGAUAUGAAGGUGCCUCCACUCUAUUUGGUCCGCACACACUUAGUGCAUACAUUCAGGAGUUCAAGAAGUUGGCAAAUGCUCUUGUCAGUGGGCAAUCUGUGGAGCCUGGUCCACAGCCACCCGAUCUCCUUGGUAAGCAAAUAAGCUUACUUACACCAGUCGUCAUGGAUGCAACCCCUGCUGGUGUAAAUUUUGGAGAUUGCAGCUCUGAUGUUCCCAAGAACUCAACCUUCAAGAGAGGUGACACAGUGACGGUUGUUUUCUGGUCAGCAUGCCCCCGGAACGACCUCAUGACUGAAGGUACAUUUGCCCUUGUGGAGAUCCUUGAGGGAUCGGAUACUUGGCUUCCGGCUUACGAUGAUGAUGAUUUCUGCCUCCGGUUUAAGUGGUCAAGACCUUCGAGACUAAGCACGCGUAGUCAGGCAACCAUGGAAUGGAGGAUUCCUCAGUCAGCCAAACCUGGUGUCUAUAGAAUAAGACAUUUUGGUGCUGCAAAGAGCCUUAUGGGUUCAAUUCGCCAUUUUACCGGUUCAUCUAGUGCUUUUGUUGUGGUAUAAUAGAAGUUAUCAUAUCGAUGUACACUCGUGUUCUAUCUUUGUAUUUUAUUUUGAAUUGUAGAUGAUAUUAUUGGGAUACUCUUGUAUUUUGUACUAAUUGACAAAAAAUGGCAUGAGGUUUAUUUUUUGACAAA